Messenger RNA from Striga asiatica, 1121 nucleotides. The record is from the annotation of a GenBank genome assembly. NCBI's taxonomy places the organism in Eukaryota, Viridiplantae, Streptophyta, Magnoliopsida, Lamiales, Orobanchaceae.
AUGCGAAAAAACAAACAAAAAAACACUGAAUUUAUAGUAGAUAGCGGAGGAGCUGGAGGGCCCCAACUGAUUCCCGGGCCAAAACCCACCUCUUCAUUUGAAUCCUCCGGCCAUCGUCUCCGGUUCACAGUGGAGCUCCGUCCCGGAGAAACUACCAUUGUUUCGUGGAAAAAGCUUCUCAAAGAGGCUUCUUCCAGCAAACGCAAUGGACUUAGCGCAUCAGCUUCGUGCCCGUUGUCGGAAGUCCAUCGGCAGAAGGUUUCCCAUCCCCCGCCGCCGCCGCCACCUGCGGUGGCGUCUUCGAAGCAGCUGGUGGACAAUGAAGUUGAAGAGUCACAAGCUCAGGCCGGACCAAACUGUUUGAGCAAUGGUAAUGGCAGUAGUGAAGAGGAGGAUGUUUUUCUAGACGAUGUGCCUGAUGACGAUGAAUAUGAUACAGAUGAUUCAUUCAUCGAUGAUGUGGAAUUGGAUGAUUAUUUCCAGGUUGAUAACUCGGCCGUAAAGCAUGGUGGCUUUUUCGUGAAUCGCGGAAAGUUGGAGCGCAUCGAACCUGCCACAACAACAAACCAGCAGCCAAAGAAAAGGAGACUAAAGACUCAACCAAAGGUCAAAGUGGGAAUACAGAUCGAAUCUCAAUCUGGGAAAGAACUAAAUAAUGCUGAUGAGCUGGAUCGAACUCUUCAACGGAAAGAGAAAGGUGAAAUUGUUGGAAGAUUUGACCUUAAUGUCCCUCCGAGCGCUAGCAUUAGCAGUGAACCACAAAUUACGCAAGCCAGCUAUGGAAAAGUACCAAUGGAUGUGAUCAAUUGUCUGAUGAGUAUUGUUGGCCACUUAAUGCAGCUUAGGACACUGAAGUUAGUUUUCUCUCAGAGAAACCUUAAGAUCAUGGCUAAUCUGGGAUUGUCUGCUAAACAAGAGAAGGAUGAUCGGUUACAGAAGAUAAAACAAGAAGUUGCAGAUAUGAGGCUAGAAGAAGACUCGGGACUUUAUGAAGAUGUAAUUAGCAUACUAUUGUCGUUAUUAUUUGCUCUGGAUUAGAUUGCAUUGGAUCUAAAUAAAAUUGUCACUUAAUUUAAGUAUAAUUUGAUGUUUGCCUUUUCUUGAUGCAGCUUGCAUCAAUG